AUGCAGUACCGAAUGAUCAUGGCGGCCACUCUGGCCCUUGGCAACUUUGCCAACGCCAUGCCUGCCCCUCCCCAGAUCACCAAGGCCCCCAAGGCUGAUCUCUCCAAGCGCCAGCAGCCCCAGGCUGACGGCACCAGCGUCCUCGAUGCCCCCAUGACUAUCGCCGCCGGCGAGACCUUCGAUGGUAAGAAUGUCAUGUUCGACCGUGGUGUUUCCUGCACUGGUCAGGAGGAGGGCGGUGACUCGGACGCCGUCUUCAUCCUCGAGGCCGGCGCUUCGCUGUCUAACGUCAUCAUUGGCCCCAACCAGAUUGAGGGUGUCCACUGCAACGGUGGCUGCACUCUCACCAACGUCUGGUGGGACGCUGUCUGCGAGGAUGCCUUCAGCAUCAAGAAGCAGGCUGAUGGCGAGACCACCACCAUCAACGGCGGUGGUGCCAAGGGCGCUGAGGACAAGGUCAUCCAGCACAAUGGUGGCGGUACCGUCGUCAUCAACGACUUCACCGUCUCCGACUUUGGCAAGCUCUACCGCAGCUGCGGUAACUGCAAGGAGAUGCCCGCCCGCCACGUCAAGGUCUCUGGUGGUACUGCCAGCGACGGCAAGGUCCUUGUCGGCAUCAACCCCAACAUGGGCGACACUGCCAGCAUCUCUGGUGUUAGCGUGACCAACGUCAAGGAGCAGUGCGUUGCCUUCAAGGGUGUCACUGACGGCAGCGAGCCCGAGAAGGUUGGCAGCUGCGACGCCGAGGCUGGUGCUGGAUCUGGCUCCGACUCUGGCUCCGAGACCGGCUCCGGUGAUGCUCCUGCUACCUCUGCCCCUUCUGACGCCACCCCCACCUCUGGAAGUGACGACGAGGAGGCUGCUCCCGUUGAGUCUGCCCCCGUCGAGUCUGCCCCUGUCGAGUCCGCUGAGCCCGCUCAGCCCACCGAGACCACUGGUGAUGACGAGUCCAGCGACGACAACAACAACAACGAGGAGUCGGGCGAUGACAGCAACAACGAGGAGGAGUCUUCCGAUGACAAGGAUGAGUCCGAGGACAAGGAUGAGGAGGUCGAGAACCAGGAGCAGACCGGCGACAACCAGCAGACUGGUGGCUGGAACUGGGGCUCCUGGUUCAACAACAACAACAACAACUAA
Fusarium keratoplasticum is the source of this 1137-nucleotide messenger RNA. Its product is annotated as Pectate lyase. The transcript has a single exon. Gene Ontology annotation, molecular function: pectate lyase activity. The record is from RefSeq and is a predicted model, not a curated record. Lineage: Eukaryota; Fungi; Ascomycota; Sordariomycetes; Hypocreales; Nectriaceae. Gene Ontology annotation, biological process: pectin catabolic process. The coding region runs from base 1 to 1137 and encodes 378 amino acids. Gene Ontology annotation, cellular component: extracellular region.